This is a messenger RNA of Chaetomium strumarium, 2559 nucleotides long. RefSeq names its product glycoside hydrolase superfamily. The record is from RefSeq and is a predicted model, not a curated record. The transcript is spliced from 3 exons. Gene Ontology annotation, biological process: glucan catabolic process. Gene Ontology annotation, molecular function: beta-glucosidase activity. Bases 1 to 2559 code for a protein of 852 amino acids. Lineage: Eukaryota; Fungi; Ascomycota; Sordariomycetes; Sordariales; Chaetomiaceae.
AUGGCGGCUCAAGCGGUAGACACAGAUGCGAUCCUUCGAUCCCUCACACUAGAUGAGAAGAUUUCUCUCCUGGCUGGCGCCAACUUCUGGGAAACAGUCGGCAUCCCUUCCAAGGGCGUCCCGUCCAUCAAGACAACAGAUGGGCCCAACGGGUGUCGCGGGGCAGACAUCGACGGCGGGACCAAGGCAGCCUGCUUCCCGGCAGCCAGCAACGUGGCCGCCACCUUCGACCCCGACCUCGCACGACGGAUCGGAGCCGCACUCGCCCAGGAAGCGCGCACCAAGGGGGCGCGCGUGCUGCUGGGGCCGACAGUGUGCUGCCACCGGCAUCCGCUGGGCGGGCGCAACUUCGAGAGCUUCAGCGAGGACCCGCUGCUGACGGGCACGCUCGCGACGGCGCUCAUCAAAGGUCUGCAGGAGGAUGGAGGCGUGGCGGCGUGCAUCAAACACUUUGUGGCCAACGAGCAGGAGACGGCGCGCAUGAGCGUCGACGAGACCAUUGGGGAACGGGCGCUGCGCGAGAUCUAUCUCCGGCCGUUUGAGAUGGCCGUGCGCGAGGCCGCGCCCUGGAGUCUCAUGACGGCCUACAACUUGGUCAACGGCGUGCACUGUGAUAGCCACGACUGGCUGCUGCGCGACGUGCUGCGCGGCGAGUGGGGCUGGGACGGCGCUGUGAUCAGCGACUGGGGCGGCACCAACUCGGUUGCGGGCUCCAUCAACGCCGGGCUCGACUUGGAGAUGCCCGGCCCGGCGGGGGUACGGACGCUCCAGACGGUGCGCGCGGCGCUGGAGGCCGGCGAGGUGACCGAGGAGACCAUCACCGAGCGGGCCGCGGCUCUCCUAAAAUUGAUCCACCGCGUGGGCGGCCUCGAGGGGACGUCUCCAGCCGGGGAGAAGGCCGUGGACCGACCGGAACAUCGCGCGCUUAUCCGCGAGGUCGGCGCCCGCGGCAUGGUGCUGCUCAAGAACGAGGGCGAUUUGCUGCCCCUGACAAAGGAGAAGGUCAAGGGCAAGAAGAUCGCGCUCAUCGGCCUGGCCAAGGAUGCCCUAGCGCACGGCGGCGGCAGCGCGAGUGUCAACGCGCACUAUAAGGUUUCGCCCUGGGACGGGCUCCAUGCCGCGCUCGGCGACAGCGCCGAGUUUGUGUACGCCAAGGGCGCCCACCGACAGCGACUCUUGCCCCCGCUGUCCAAAGACAGCACCGCCGCGGGGUCCGUCACGGGGCUGGACGGCCAGCCGGGCUUCACGCGCCUGCUGUACGAGGCGGGCGCCAACCCGGAGCCCUCCUCCACGCUGCACGGCUACCCUUCCUCGGCGUACUCCCCGCUCGGGUCGCAGGAGUCGCUCAACCGAGUCGUCGAGCUGGUCGGCGACUUCACCCCCACGGAAUCCGGGGCGCACUACAUGGCCUGCUCCGGCAUCGGCGCGACGACCGUCUUCGUCGACGACACCAUCGUCUUCCGGCAGACUCGCAACAGCGCCGACCCGAUGGGCGCGCUCUUCAUGGCCGCGUCCGAGGACCUGUUCCGGCACGACUUUGCCGCCGGGCGCGCGCACCGUAUCCGCGUGCGCACCGAGCCGCCCACCGACGUGGGCAUGCGCAUCCUGGAGGGCCGCAGCGGCGCGCGGCUGGGCUUCCGGCUUGCGUCCGAGCACGACGCCGACCUGCGCGGCGAGGCCGAGCGCGUGGCGCGCGAGGCCGAUCUCGCCAUCGUCUUCACGGGCCACGACCCGCAGUGGGAGAGCGAGGGCCGCGACCAGGACUCGUUCGCCCUGCCCAACGGGCAGAACGAGCUGGUGGCCGCGGUGGCGCGCGCCAACCCCCACACGGUCGUGGUCAACGCCACGGGCGUCGCCGUGGCCAUGCCGUGGCUGGCCGACGUCCGCGCCGUCGUGCAGGCCUGGUUCGCGGGGCAGGAGUGCGGCAACGCCGUCACCGACGUCCUCACCGGCGCCGUCAACCCGGAGGGCCAUCUGCCUGUCAGCUUCCCACGCCGGAUUGAGGACGCCCCCGCGCACGGGAACUUCCCGGGAGAGUAUGACGUUGAUGGCGGCGGCCCGCUCAGGGUCACCUAUGCCGAGGGCGUGUUUGUGGGGUAUCGCCAUUAUGACCGUCUGUCGCGGGAGGAUGUGGUCAACUUUGCCUUUGGCCACGGUUUGUCGUACACCUCGUUCCAGCUGGGGGGCUUGCGUGUCGAACCAAGUGGUGGCACGGGGGGCGACGAGUUUGUGGUUACGGCCCAGGUCACCAAUACGGGAGCUCUACCUGGCGGCGUCGCUGUUCAGGUGUACGUGGGCAGUGCUGCGAAGCCUUUGGAACAUCCAGUCAAGACACUUGUGGCAUAUCAGAAGGCUCGUUUGCAGCCUGGCGAGGCGCAGAGCGUCCGUCUUGUUGUCAAGGGCCGGGAUAUGGCCCACUUUGAUGAGAAGGCACGCGCCUGGGUCUUGGAGGCUGGUACUUACCAUUUCUCGGUGGGAUUCUCGUCUGUGGAUAUCAAAGAGAAGGCGGCGGUCACGAUAGAGCAGCAGAGGGUAUACCCCUUGAAAUGGAGGGGUUAG